This is a messenger RNA of Clonostachys byssicola, 3045 nucleotides long. The record is from the annotation of a GenBank genome assembly. NCBI's taxonomy places the organism in Eukaryota, Fungi, Ascomycota, Sordariomycetes, Hypocreales, Bionectriaceae.
AUGUCGCAGUACGGGACCGCCAGAGGCACUCCUGUGGGCAAUCAGGAGAGCCAGGACAGCCGUUCGCAGCAGGGUCAGCACAAGCGUGUGUACCAGGCGUGCAUCCCCUGCCGACGCCGCAAGGUGCGCUGCGACCUGGGCAGCGUCGACAACCCCAGCGAUCCGCCGUGUGUGCGCUGCCGUCGCGAGAGUAAGGAAUGUUACUUCAGUGCCACUAGGAGAAAACGCAAGAACGACGACGGCGACCUCAGCGAUGGUGAGGAGUACGUUGUUCGAAAUGGCCGAAAGCGCGGUCCCGCCCAUGAUGAUCCCCCGCCUCCUCCCCGAAUCGAGCGUCACAUGUACAGCGACGUUCCUCUGACGCCAGGAGGAUCGCAAGGCCGACGAGAGCCGCUGAGGCGCCCCGACGGAACAAUCGAAGGACCACGACACGGGGUGAAGCGAAGCCGCAGAGACCGCGACUUUGGCUCUGAUGGAGACGACAACCAGCACAUGGAGAACCCGGAUGCCCAGACAGUCAUGCGACAAGGGGUUUAUGGACCGCACGAUGCCCUCGACCUGUUGUACAAGGCUGCGACGAACACUACUGAUAGGUUGGUCGCAACACCCAGAAGUGUCACUUACCAGCAGUCGCUACGGCAGCAUGUUGACAACAGCAGCCCACUGCCGGUAGCACAUAGACGCGUAGAGAGUCGGGCGUCAAUAGGAAGCUUGCUACCACCUCAGGCCACGGUCGACGAUCGAGCGGACCGGAGCGCGACGAUUCGAAACCCGACCCCCGCGGCGAGAUCCGAAAACCCCAUCGAACAUGAGUUUCCCAAGCGAGAUUCGAACACUCCUCCUGGGUAUAUCGAGGCUGUUCGCGCUUGGUCUAGGUUUCGUUUUGUUCGGGCGGGUUGGUUCACUCCCCAGGAAGCAAUCGAGUACAUCGACUACAAUCUGGCGUCUCAUGGUACACUACUAACUGACGAGCCCAUCCUUGCCGUGACUUUACUUACGAUCGCUUCGAGAUAUAAACAAAUGUCCGGCACUGGCGGUCACUGUCGUUCUCAUGCAAUUCAUGAACAACUCUGGACCUAUCUCAGAGGAAUGAUUGAGCGCUGUCUGUGGGGCCAAGAGGCCUUUGGCGGAGGAUUCUGCGGAUCGGGCUUGCCCGGCGGCGUGGAAUCACUCGAUGACAAUCGCACGAGUAGUACUGCUCCUUGGCGCGGCAUGCGCAAGGGAAGUUUGCGGACGUUGGGAACGAUCGAAUCCUUGAUGAUUCUGACCGAGUGGCAUCCUCGUGCACUCCAUUUCCCCCCAACAGAGGCCACAGACGAACUAAUGCUGCCACUCGAGAACGAGAAGAGCCUUCUCGCUGCUGUCGUUGAUGAUGACCCCAGCAGGCAGCCCGGUGGCGCAGGGUUCGGCGGCAAGCGUCUUGAGAGCUGGCUGGAGCCCGCUUGGAGAAGUGAUCGUAUGUGUUGGAUGCUUCUUAGUACAGCCAUGGGGCUGGGUUACGAAUUAGGUGUUUUUGAUGAUAUCGAUGAACUGCUCAAAGACGAUGCCAUUACGCGGCCAGAGUACCAGGAGGAGGUUUACAGGCAGCGCGCGAACCGGAUCAAACGGCUGCUCCUCAUCUACACGUCUCAACUGGCCGGCCGUUUGGGUUGGACUAGCAUGGCCCCUGAACACCUUAGAAAAGCUGAUCCAGCCGUGGCCCGCCGUCGGCCAUACCCAAACGAUGAGAGCACGCCGGGGACUGCCCUCUCCUCCUCCUUUUCCAAUGCCUUCAUUUACGUGCCUGACCUAGAGCUUGAUGAUCAAAUCAUUCACUGCUGGGCCGGGAUAAGCAAUGCCAUGCAUAUGGGCAACGAGAAACUGUUCAGAUCUCGGAAACACACAACAGCCAUCAUCCAGUCAGGCAAGUAUGUCGAUUUGUUGGGAGAGUUUGCUCCUCUGCUACGCGAUUGGUACAAAGAGUUUGAACGAUUCCGCCUGCCGCAGUUUCUACGACACAUUUUAACUAUCGAGUAUGAAUAUGUCCGCAUCUACAUUAAUUCCCUGUCGUUGCAGGCGGUCGUUGAGAGAUGCACAAAUAAUGCGGGAAAUGCGAACGGCGUCGUCAAUGGGGCUCAAGCGGCGCCCCAUAACGCGUCUCUCUCCCCUCAAACUAUACUCAGCUACGGCAAGCUUCCUCUGGGACAGCUCGGAGGAUUCACCAUUCACGAUCAAGAAUAUGUACGAGAGGUAGUCCAGGGCUCUCGAAACCUUCUCCGGACUGUUGUAGAUGGUCUCCUUCCCAGUGGGCAUCUCAAGCAUGCACCUGUGCGAACCUACUUUCGUAUCAUCAGCGGCGCUAUGUUCCUGCUGAAGACGUUUGCUUUGGGCGCGCCACGUUCGGAUGUGAAGAUCAGCAUUGACUUGAUGGACGCUACUGUUGAAGGCCUGCGCAACUGUGUCGUCGACGAUGUUCAUCUGGGAAUAAGAUUUGCAGAUCUUCUCGAGACUCUAACAAGCAGGCUACGAAACCGGUUCAUCCAAGCCCCCACAAUGCAGAAGGCAUCUGACGAGACUCCCCCCAUUGUGCAAAACGGUGGUCAAGAACAAGCCAGUGGAGAUGGCGGCUGGGUAGAUAGACACGCCCAGUCACUCCGCCAAGGGCUGAACGAACACAGAGCACACGGAAUGGAAGGGAACAAUAUUUCAGCCACACCAUUUGAUCUGUCUAGCGGCAACUUUCCGUACCCCGGCGGGGCAUCGCUUGGACCAGGGACUCCUGCUCCCGUGGAGAACAGCAACCCAUCCGCGCCUGGGGCUGGCAUGGAUGUGACCUUGUUUGACGAUUGGAACAACCCCGGCAAUGAGAUGUGGUAUCUCCCCACAGGACCCGCAUUCUUCCAGAAUAUGGAGGGCAACGCCGUGUCGAUGACGGCCGAGGGUGUCAAUGUUGGAGGGCUGGAUCUUCUUGACUACAUGGCAAUGGACCCAAGUCAGUUUUCCGGUGUCGACAGUAGUGGUGGCAACGGGGGGAGCCACGCCCCAGGGCCAGGCGGGCUUAACUAA